Colletotrichum spaethianum is the source of this 2469-nucleotide messenger RNA. Its product is annotated as fusarisetin A cluster transcription factor fsa6. Gene Ontology annotation, molecular function: DNA-binding transcription factor activity, RNA polymerase II-specific; zinc ion binding; DNA binding. The record is from RefSeq and is a predicted model, not a curated record. NCBI's taxonomy places the organism in Eukaryota, Fungi, Ascomycota, Sordariomycetes, Glomerellales, Glomerellaceae. Gene Ontology annotation, biological process: DNA-templated transcription; regulation of DNA-templated transcription. The coding region runs from base 1 to 2469 and encodes 822 amino acids. Gene Ontology annotation, cellular component: nucleus. The transcript has 4 exons.
AUGAACGGGGAACAAAACGUGAGCCCGCCGGGGCCCAGCACCGGCGGCUCCCACCCCUCCAACGCCUCCGUCUCCGACCCCGCCUUCGCUACCGCCGCGGCGAAGCGCUCGCGCGUCCUCCUCUCCUGCGGCCCCUGCCGCGCCUCCAAGCUCAAGUGCGACCGCUCCGAGCCGUGCGGCCAGUGCCUGAAGAAGUCGCGGCCGGAGGGCUGCGUCUACGCGCCCAAGCCCGAGAAGCUGAAGCCGGCCAAGGGCAUGGCGGCGCGGCUCAAGCGGCUCGAGGGCAUGGUGCGGACGAUGAUGGACGAGGGCGCCGCCGCGCCGCCGCAGAACCCUGCUCCCGCCGGGGCCCGCGAGGUCGGCGUCGCGCAGCCGGGCGGGCAGUUCGUCCAGGGGGAGAGGGCGAGCACGUACGUCGGCGCCACGCACUUCAUGGCGGUCCUCGAGGAUAUUGAGGAUAUGAAGAGCUUCUUUGAGGAGCCCGAGCUCGCCGAGGGCGAGAGCCCCGAGCCGUCGGACGAGCUCGAGUCGCCGGACCUGCUUCUCUCGUCGCGGGGCACGCCCCGUAACCGCGAGGACCUGAUGCGGCUGUUGCCCGAGCGGAAGGUUGUCGACCGGCUCAUCAUGCGGUACUUUUCCUCGCAUAGUCCCUCGCAACGUAAGAGGCCACUGCCGCGGGACGCCGCCUCAACGCACCCCCGCCCCCCCGACCUCUGUCGAUAUACUCGGCGCCGUGCUGACGCCCACCAGUACGCCCGGUUCUGGGCCGACCCCCACGGCACCCCGAUGAACUGGCUCGCCCUCCUCUUCAUGAUCAUGUCGCUCGGGGUCUUUUACUCGACGCUGAUGGCGCCGCACGAGCUCUCGUCCGACUCGCCGGUGCCGCCGAUGGACCGCUUCAAGCUCUUCCGCGCCGCCGCGGCGUGGUGCCUCAUCUGGGGCCGCUACACGCAGCCGUCCAUCGCCACGAUCCCGCCCUUCAUCCUCUACGUCGAGGCCGAGUUCAUGAUCUCCCGCGCCGCCCAGACAAACUGCUACGUCAUGUCGUCCGUGUGCCUGCGGCUGCUUCUCAAGAUGGGCCUGCACCGCGACCCGGACCGGCUCGCCAACAUCUCGGCCUUUGAGGGCGAGAUGCGCCGCCGCAUGUGGAACAUGGCCGUCCAGCUCGACCUCCUCGUCAGCUUCCACAUGGGCCUGCCGAGCAUGGUCAACGGCAUCGACAGCGACUGCGCGCUGCCCCGGAACCUCAUCGACGAGGACUUUGGCGAGGACACGGCCGUCCUGCCGCCCUCGCGCCCGGCCACCGACUACACCGAGAUGACGUACCCCAUCUACAAGUCGGGCGUGAUGCGCGUCUUCGGCCAGAUUGCGCGGCAGGCGCACCUCCUCUCGCCGCCGUCGUACGCCGAGGUCAUGCGCCUCGACGGCCUCCUCAACGAGGUCUGGGCCGGCGUCCCGCGCUUCAUGAUGGUCCAGCCCCUCGAGGAGUGCGUCACGACGCCGGCGACGCAGAUCAUCCAGCGCUUCGGCCUCGCCUCGCUCUACAACAAGGCCCGCUGCGUGCUGCACCGGCGCUUCCUCCUCGAGCCGCUGCCGCGGCGCGAGCACGACUACUCGCGCCGGCAGUGCCUCGAGGGCGCCAUCACGCUGCUCGACUUCCAAAACACAAUCUGGCACGCCUGCCAGCCGGGCAACAUGCUCGGCCAGAACGGCUGGUUCGUGUCCUCGCUCGCCGUCCACGACUUCUUGCUGGCCGCCACCAUCCUGUACCUGGCCGUGGGCAACGAGCUGUUCUGGGACGGCGGCGUCGAGCACGAGUGGACGGCCGAGAUGAGCCCGCCGCCGACGAGGGAGCACCUGCUGCACCUUCUGCAGCGGUCCUACUCGGUGUGGAUCAGCAUCGCCGCGGGCGUGCCCGAGGUGCGCAAGACGGCGGACAUCCUCGAGACGAUGCUGAGCAAGCUCGGGUCGCCGCCGAGCUCGCCGCCCAAGGACGAGGGCGGCAGGGUGUCGUCGACGUCGGGGCUGCGCGAGGCCGGUGACCCGGCUUCGGAAAGCAGGUCCGCUCGGGAGGAUCAGCUCCUCAACAGCCUUUCCAUCAGCGGUAAGAGCCCCUCCCUCCCCCCGCCCCAUGAGCUUGGCUGGGCCGACGACAGUCACCAAGUCACUGACGGCAUGGCAGAUUCGACCACGUUCCCUUCGAGCGCGGCAGAUAACCUUAAACCCUUCGACUUCAUGAGCUCGGGGCUGGGAUCAAGCGACUCCGGUCUCGACCGCGGCUGGGUCGCGGUUGGCAACGAGAUGGACUGGCGGUACUUCGACAACAUCAUAGCCCAGCCCAACAACGACCCCAUCGGCCUCGAGUCCCUCGAAACGAGCCAGCCGUGGUUCGACCGGGUGCCGACGCCGGCCGACUUUGAUUUCUCGGCUUCAGGGGCAUGGGAUUCCACGCUGGGACAUCAGGGUUGA